AAUCGCCUUUCUCCCCGCCCGCUGGUUGCGCGGUUUCCUGCAACCUAUAAAAAUUCAGCCGGAGAACCGCACCUGUCCAUCCAUCUCAUCUCACCUCACUCACACUACUACUGAUAUCAGCUAGGAGUACUCGAGUUCACUAGCUACCAGUUCGCUUCCUUCCUUCGGCACCAGACUCUCUCCCACGAAGAUGCCUACGGUGACCCGUGCCUACCUCGACCAGAGGCUCGCCGUCGCCAACCGCUGCUCCAAAGAGGCUGCCAUGGCUGGAGCCAAGGCCGCGGCCGUCGCCACCGUCGCUGCCGCAGUCCCCACUCUGGCGAGCGCGAGGAUGCUGCCGUGGGCGAGGGCGCACCUGAACCCGACCGGGCAGGCGCUCAUCAUCUCCACGGUCGCCGGGAUGGCCUACUUCAUCGUCGCCGACAAGACCAUCCUCUCCAUGGCCAGGAAGCACUCGUACGAGACGGCGCCAGAGCACCUCAAGAACACCUCCUUCCACUAAUUAGACACUUGAUUGGUUCAAAAAAACUAAUUAGACACUUGAUUAGCCAGUGCCCAAUAAACUGUGUACGCUGGCCCGUGGAAACGUGUGUUCUGAAACGUAUGAUGUUCAGCGACAGGGCCAGCAGGCGAGGCGACGAUGGUUGCAGUGCUGAAAGGUGGUGUACAGCCCUUCAAUUUGUGCGAGCAAGCACUAAUAAUGUGGCCAUGUUCUCCAUCUUACUACUAGUACCUUCCCGGAGAUCUUGAAUUAAUAAAAACUACUAGUUCUAAUUUUGUA
Messenger RNA from Aegilops tauschii subsp. strangulata, 781 nucleotides. RefSeq names its product early nodulin-93. The record is from RefSeq and is a predicted model, not a curated record. Lineage: Eukaryota; Viridiplantae; Streptophyta; Magnoliopsida; Poales; Poaceae.